CCUUAUGAAUGUAAUCAGUGUGGUAAAGCCUUUGCCCAGCGCAGUCAUCUCCAGUAUCAUAAAAGAACACAUACUGGAGAGAAACCAUAUGAAUGUAAUCAAUGUGGUAAAGCAUUUGCACAGCACAGUGCUCUCCAAAUACAUAAAAGAACACAUACUGGAGAGAAACCUUAUGUAUGUAAUCAAUGUGGUAAAGCCUUUGCAAGACCCAGUCAUUUCCAGUAUCAUAAAAGAACACAUACUGGAGAGAAACCUUAUGAAUGUAAUCAAUGUGGUAAAGCCUUUGCAAGACCCAGUCAUCUCCAGUAUCAUAAAAGAACACACAUCGGACAGAAAACUUAUUAAUGUAAUCAAUGUGGUAAAGUGUUUUCACCAGGGAUAAGUCUCCAAAUUCUG
Messenger RNA from Apodemus sylvaticus (European woodmouse), 396 nucleotides. Its product is annotated as zinc finger protein 120-like. The record is from RefSeq and is a predicted model, not a curated record. The transcript has a single exon. NCBI's taxonomy places the organism in Eukaryota, Metazoa, Chordata, Mammalia, Rodentia, Muridae. The annotation marks the transcript as partial.